AAGCGGAAGUGGCAUGUUUGACGGCGGCGGUGCUGCUGCGGCUGCGUGUGGAAGAGGAGCUCGGGGUCGUUGGUUUGCAAGGUUUUCCUAUCUUGGGGGUUUAUCCUUGUCACCGGCCGAAGGAAGGUUUCCCGUCUCUAUGCUGGCCGCCUUGGGAUUGACGCCGCCAUUAUGAUGCCUGUCUUCAGAAGCAGCCGCCGCGACUUUGCCUUCGGGCCGUGGAAGCUAACGGCCGCUCGGACCCACAUCAUCAAGUCGGCCGAUGCCGAGAGGUUAGCUGAAGAACUGCACAUGCCAUGUGUUCCGGAAAUGAUGUUUGGUGACAAUAUCCUAAGAAUUCAGCAUGAACUGCUUUUUGGCAUAGAGUUCAAUGCAACUGAUGCUUUAAAAUGCGUAAAUAACGCCCAAGGAAUGGUUAAAGUUGCUUGUGCAGAAGAGUGGCAAGAAAGCAGGUCUGAGCCCGAACACACAAAGGAAGUUGUUAAACCAUAUGAUUGGACUUACACAACAGACUAUAAAGGAACUCUGCUUGGUGAAACACUAAAGUUAAAAGUUUCUUCCACAACAGAACAUAUAGAUACAGAGAAAUUAAAAGCCAGGGAACAGAUAAUGUUUUUUGAAGAAGUGCUCUUGUUUGAAGAUGAACUUCAUGAUCAUGGGGUUUCAAGUCUGAGUGUCAAAAUUAGAGUAAUGCCUUCCAGUUUUUUUGUGCUGUUGAGGUUUUUCUUGCGAGUUGAUGGAGUUCUUAUUAGGAUGAAUGAUACAAGAGUUUAUCAUGAGGCUAACAAAUCAUACAUAUUGCGGGAAUAUACCUCUAGGGAAAGCAAAGUAUCAAAUCUAAAGCACAUUCCCCCAACACUUUUCACGGAUCCUAAUGAGAUUGCCCAGUAUUUGCCUGUCAAAGAAAAUAUUUGCGAGAAGCUGGAAUUUCCUGAGAACUCAUGUCAUGAAUCUGCAGCUGCACCAGAAGGCACUUAAUGAGAUCAGCAUAAUCUGUUGAACUUGAUAUAGAUCCUGUUCUUAUCUUCUUGGCCCUUAGCACUGAAGAUGCUGGAUGAAGAUCUGUCUUGAGGCCUGGCUAAAAUUUCUGUAGCCUUGGGUGGGUGAAGCUAACUUGGAAGUUUUUCCUGUACCUUCAUUGUGUCUCUGUUUUGAAUAUGCUCUCAUCUAAUAGGAAAUUGCUGUUACUGAUAUUGGAGAGUAAUUCCCCAAAUCAGGAUCAGUUAUAUUAAAGUAUGCAACAUUUCAAGAAAGACUGCACAGAUGUUCAAAAAUCAAAACAGAACAAGAGUCCUUCAUAAGUGCAGUAACUUUUAAGGAUGUUGUUUUAACAUAGUCUUUUGUUAUAAAAGGACUUGUGUUUCAUAUAGUGUGAAAGAGAAUAAUUAAUUAUGUUUCUUCUCUAGGUUAAAUUUGAUUACUUUGUUGAGGGAUCAUUGAUGCUUGAUCAGUUCAUGAAAUUUAAUGUAUAUUGAAUGAUAUUCUUAAUCCUCAUUUGCUUGCUGCCUGUCUUAUCAGAUAUCAGCUUUGUUACCUUCUAAAUAAAGCAAAAUCUUUCACUAAUUGUAAAACAAGCAAGCUACAUAAUAAGUUUACAGAUAACAAUAGGAUCCAUUUUUGCCUGAUUCCUACCAUUCUGUCAUAAAUUAGAUGUUAAUAUGGUAUCACAGAUUGAAAUUGUUAAUGCUCCUCCUUGUCAACCUGAAGUUACCUCCUUUUAAAUAUAUUGCAAGUUUAUAUUGAUUAGAUUGUUAAUACAAAUUAAAUUCUUAUAAUAUUUGUAACAGAAUAUAAAGUAUUAGUAUUGGCCUAUUGCAACUAUGACAGACACGCAUAUCAGUAUUUUUGAUAAAAAUGAUUGCACAUAUAUUUAUAAAAUAGUUACCAAACUGCAUCAUUCAUAUAUUUCUUAUAGAAGAUAGUAGACUCAUAAAAACUCAGUCUGGUACAGUAUAAAUAUAUACAGUUCUCUGAUAUGAUUUUUCUUAUCUAUUGCCUCAAGGGAGAAGAGUGAAAAUCAAUAAGACUGCUUGUUUUGUCCUUAUUCUGUGUUUCAAUUUUCUUACUUGAAAAAGCCAAAUAACCCUUUCAGAAGUACAGAGAUGAGGCAGUCUAAUUCAGUGUCCAUUGUAUUAGCAACAAAUUGCAUUGGGUCUUAUGCAGUGUGUUAAGAGUAAAGAUGUAGGUUAACUUCUAGAUUUUUAAACCAUAUUAAGCCUUGCCUGAAACAACAUUGGAUAUUUACUACUUUGACAUAGUACAAAGGUAAACAUUCAGCCAGGCAGGGAUUUGGUUUGCUUUGAAAAAAAGAGUAUGCUUUUCCAAUACACAUGUUGACUCAAGAAUUUAUUAAGAAAAAUACAUUGAUCCUACAUCUUGAGAGAACUUUAACUGUAUAUACUGCAUAGCUAGUCAUGAUUACUGGUCAUAUAACAAAAUAGAAUUGAUAAUUAGACUGCAAAAGUGAUUGGGAUAAAAUAGAAGAAGAAACAAGAAGCAAAAAGAUUUCAAAAGCAAGGGCAAACAACACUUACAAAUAUAAAAUUAGUCAUAUUUUAAAAUUUCUUUCAAGAAGCUAAAUUUAUUUUAGUUAUUUGUCCUACAACAAAUAGUUGCAUAUAACUGUCAAAUUCAGACCAGAGAGGGACAGAAAACUGGAUCCUUAUCCCUGUAUUAUGCAUAUUCUACUUGACAUUUAACAGUAGUGAAAUCUCCUGUGUGGGAUUUGUUCUUGUAAACAUUUCUUUGUGAAAUUAACCAAAUUCAUACCUUCAAAAGGUAUAUUAUACCAUCAAUAUUUACAACUUUGAAGUUAAUGGAAGUUACAUUGUAUAUCCCUUCAUUUCAGUAGCACUUGUGCAGAACUAUUUACUAAAGUUGUACUCUUGUCAGCAUGAAAAAGGCUUAUGUUGUUUAGUAAGAAACAUGUAAUGGUUUGUGUUCGGUCACAAAAUAAAAAAGUUGCAUUUA
Molecule: messenger RNA, 2970 nt
Organism: Pantherophis guttatus
Lineage: Eukaryota; Metazoa; Chordata; Lepidosauria; Squamata; Colubridae
Gene: TIPRL
Product: TOR signaling pathway regulator
Biological process (GO): TOR signaling
Cellular component (GO): cytosol
Source: RefSeq, a predicted model, not a curated record